Messenger RNA from Paraphaeosphaeria sporulosa, 1351 nucleotides. RefSeq lists its product as uncharacterized. The transcript has 3 exons. The record is from RefSeq and is a predicted model, not a curated record. Bases 94 to 1017 code for a protein of 307 amino acids. NCBI's taxonomy places the organism in Eukaryota, Fungi, Ascomycota, Dothideomycetes, Pleosporales, Didymosphaeriaceae.
UCACCAUAAACAUGUUUGCACUCCCUCCAAAGCCAUGGUUUCGUCCUCUUCCUUUUCGUCGUACCUCCCGCACAGUUUUUGGAUGAGCGAGUAAUGUCGAAAGCGUCGUCCACGAGGCCUCUGUUUACCGCCUCUUCCGAGUAUGCUCCUCGCAAUCGUGGACCCAUAACGACGCUUUUCGACUACCCGACAUCAUGCCUCGCGACGCCUACGCUGGCUCCUAAGCAGGCGACUUUUUAUUUUGCGCAUCAAGGCCAAGACAAUUACUUUGACCCUUCGUGUUUCCCCAGGGGAACAAUCAAACCAGAGAACCUUCAGAGUGCACAUUGGGGUUUGUACUAUUAUAGUCCUGCGAUAUGCCCGAAAGGAUGGAAUCAAGUCCGGACGUAUGCGAGAACGUUGCCAGGCUUUACUGAAGAUAUAUCCAUAGGCCAGGGCACUUCCGUAGCUCUUUGUUGUCCAUCAGGUUAUACAUCUGUCAGUCCAGCCGGCCAUGGCCACAAAUGCUCAUCCGCCUUCUCGCAAGACCAGGUGGUCACUUAUAUUUUCCCCACGAUGAAGGGACCUGGUGAUUGGGAUGUGCCGGUAUCGACGAAGACUCACGCUGCACCUGCCAAUCCUUCAAUUGUAUACGGAGAUGGCGUGGUGGUAAUGUGGCAGAAAACCGACGAAGCAGUAUUGGCAGCGGCUGCGCAAGAGACAUCAACAUCUCAGACGGGGUCCAAUACGUCUACUAGCACGGCAUCACCGCCGACAUCACCACCCGCUGCAGGGGGUUUGUCGACUGGCACCAAAGCGGGAAUCGGUGUCGGGGUGGCUAUCCUCGCCCUGGUCGCUCUGAUGAUAGGGUGGUUGUUUCUCAGGCGGAGGAAGAAACACUCAGAAAGCUUGCACGAGGUCCCAGCGCCAAGAGAGCUCGACGCGGGACGAAGCAAUGUAGUAGAGGCCGCGCCGGGUGAUCCGCCGAAAGAAAUAUACAGUCAAACGAGGGAGCCGGUCCACGAGAUGCCACCGUAGACACAUGAAUUGUUAAUGCUCUCUCAAUCUUGAUCGAUCAGUACGGCAGCAAAGCGAGAAUAAGCACACAAGAGAACCGGCUACGGUACUCAGCUUACAUUAAUAUAUAUUCGGUCUCGGAUCGUGCUUUUCGUCGAAAGCUCUGACCGAGCGAGUUGUACUAGGACGGACUAUGCCAACGCAGAUAUGUAGUUGCACAUGUUUACGACUUGCGUCACGAUGGGCUGACUUUGCAAAGCACGCUCAGAUCAAUCAAUACAUUCGACAUAGGACAAUGGAACACUAGGCCGCUGUAGUGUCAGGAAAUGAUGGAAAAUCGUUUCCAGAACGAGUC